Molecule: messenger RNA, 1314 nt
Organism: Stylophora pistillata
Lineage: Eukaryota; Metazoa; Cnidaria; Anthozoa; Scleractinia; Pocilloporidae
Product: acid ceramidase
Biological process (GO): fatty acid metabolic process
Cellular component (GO): lysosome
Molecular function (GO): fatty acid amide hydrolase activity; N-acylsphingosine amidohydrolase activity
Source: RefSeq, a predicted model, not a curated record
GUUUCAGAGCAGCCACAAAGCAGUCAUGGAGGCUAAUUAUUUGGUUGUGCUCACGUUUUUCCUGUCCUUUCAAUUAAUUUCGCCUUCAAAGUUCUCGGAUCAAGAGUGCGUUACUGGGGCCUAUCCACCGACUGAAAGUGAGAUUCCUUGGGAAGUUGUGAAUCUUGAUUUACCUCCUGAGAUAAGAUACAAUGAUCUGGUCGGCAAGAAGAUUAAAGAGCUUCAGAACGUGAAUAACUACCUGAAAAACUUCACAAGCUUUAUCCUAAAUGGAAAACUGUAUGAUUUCUUCGACAAAGAUUUGGCUUACUUGGUAUUCACUCUUCCAUCUCCUUACAAAGAGGAAAUCAUUGGGUUGUCCAUGGCUGCUGGCAUUCCUCUUGGCCAGAUGUUAUUCUUCAACAUCUUUUAUGAGAUUAUGGCAUUUUGCACAUCUAUUGUUGCUGAGGACAAAUCAGGUACUCUUUUCCACGCACGUAAUAUGGACUUUGGUAUUUUUAUGGGCUGGGAUGAGAAGAAUAACACGUGGACGAUGACUGAGAUUCUCAGAACACUUGCAGUUAAUAUUGACUUUCAGAGAAAUGGCCAAACAGUUUACAAAUCGGUUACCUAUGCUGGAUUUGUGGGCGUUUUUACAGGAAUAAAACCAGGAGUGCUGACAUUAACUGUGAAUCAAAGAUUUAGUAUGGAUGGUGGUUAUGUGGGUAUUGUUGAGUGGAUUCUCGGUAAUAGAAAGGCGAAGUGGUCAACAUUUCUUCCUCGAGACGUUCUGGAAACUGCAACCAGUUUCGAACAGGCUAAGGACAUGCUGGCAAAUAACGAAUUGAUAGCCCAAGUGUACUACAUUCUGGGUGGAGCAAAAUCAGGAGAGGGAGUGGUCAUCACACGUUCUCGGACUGAGUGCUUAGACCAGAUGAGCCUUGAUCCAGAAAAUAACAAGUGGUUUGUUCUGGAGACAAAUUAUGACAACUGGGAACCUCCUCUGGUAAUUGAUGACAGGAGAACUCCGGGCAAGGCAUGCAUGAAUAAAACAGGACGAGAGGCCGUGUCCUUCAAAGGCAUCUACAAUGUUCUCUCCACACAACCUGUAUUGAACAAGUUGACCGUGUACACAACACUGAUGCAAGUAAACAGUGGCAAAGUGGAGUCAUACAUUAGAAACUGCCCCGACCCGUGCUUUCCAUGGUAGAUUUAAAGGUUAAGUGCGGCACGUCUCGCUAAAGAAUUGGAAUGUAGUUGUGAUUUUAGAAUAGCCGCGGUCGUUAAAACAGAAUUGUUAAGAAAAUCCAUCUUCAAUAAAUGUACUUUAUGAAA